CCCACCGCUUCGAUGGUGGAAAGUUCAGCCAUUCCGUUUCGCACCACCUCGCUUGACCUGUAGCGACAUUGACCUUCGACGACUCUGGUUCCGCACUAUUGUUUGUCGCGCCCUGAAAUUAUUCACUAGGGAGUGAACCGACACCGAGACAGCGCCGAUAAGCAUUAUCAAGCAGUCGCGCACAGAGGGAAGACCACUAGGAGAAACCGAGCUUGCCACGCGACUUGUAAUCACAUCUAAGGGGCCUUAUAUACCCAGAGACAUACACCGUCCGCGAGCUUUGGCAUGGCGGCGUUGGCCGGCUCGCCACCGAAGCCAUGGGAAAGGGCGGCGGCGGGUGGCUCAGCCGCGAUACCAACUUCAACGACAGCAGCCGCAGUGCCACCAUCAGCAAUCGAUUCUUCAGCCCCAGCACUACCCUCACGACCAGAUUCCCUGAACGCCGUAGCCACCCGCACCGCCUCUAAUUACACAUCACCUUUCAAUCGGACUUCACCUUACUCCUCACCGUACGGCAUGGGUGGCUACGGUUCAUCCUACAGUUCUCCGUACAGUCGUCUCGGCGGCAUGGGAAGCAUGGGAGGCAUGUACGGGAACAGCAUGUACUCUCCGUAUGGAAUGGGCGGUUAUGGCGGGAUGUAUGGUCAACCUGGCAUGUAUGGCGCGCCUGCGCAAGAUCAGAGUUUGACGCAAACGAUGAAUCAGAGUACGCAGGCGACGUUCCAGAUGAUUGAGAGCAUAGUUGGCGCGUUUGGUGGGUUUGCACAGAUGCUCGAGAGCACGUACAUGGCGACGCAUAGCUCGUUCUUCGCCAUGGUGAGCGUGGCUGAGCAAUUCGGCAACCUCAGACAGACGCUUGGCAGCGUACUCGGCAUCUUCACCGUCCUACGAUGGAUACGACACGGCAUCGCUCGACUGACUGGCCGGCCGCCUCCAGCAUCCAGCAAAGAACUCACGGCAGCCAACUUCGCAGCCUUCAGCGGUGUAGCUGCGCCCGACGGCUCACCCGCACAACCAAAGCCCAGUCGCAAACCCUUCAUUUUCUUCAUCAUCGCCGUUUUCGGCCUACCAUACCUCAUGGGCAAGCUCAUCCGCGCGCUCGCCGCUUCACAAGAAGCCGAGCAGCAGAAACAACUAGCCGCCUCACCCUACUCAGCAGAAGGUCAGCGAGGACCGAUAGAUCCGAGCAAGCUUGAUUUCUGCCGUGUGUUGUACGACUACACGCCACAGCAGCAACCCGGUCAACAGUUUACAGAAGGCAUUGAUAUCAGUGUCAAGAAAGGCGACCUUGUCGCUGUACUUUCAAAAACCGACCCGAUGGGCCAGCCAAGCGAGUGGUGGCAGUGCCGGUCAAGGGACGGACGCUUAGGUUACUUGCCAUCACCGUAUCUCGAGACGAUCCAGCGACGACCGCAGGCACAGAUAGCGGCGAAGAGUAACCAAAGUAGCCCUGCUCAUUCACGGGUGAAUACCAUGACCGGCAGCAUCGAUACUGGCAGCCGUGCAAAUAGCAUGGCCAUUACUGAUAAGGAGAAGGCGCAGGUUAGGGCUUCGUCUAAAGAGCCGCCGAAAGUGGAAGGCAAGCCUGCUGAUAUCAGCGUGGAGAGUUUCCAGCGUGCGGCGUUCACUUCGUGAGUUUGGCGAGCGUUUGGUAUCGCCAUUUUCUGCGUUCAAGCGAACAGAGAAGCGAGUGUACAAAGAAAUAUCGUUUUUUGGAGAUCAAUGUCUUCUCAUUACUGCAUAGAGUACAGCUCGUGCCAGCAUAACAAGAAUGGCCAGUAUAUUGGGAGAUUUGAAAGAGCUCCUCCGGCCCUCCAACAAUAUCAUCAACAUUGCUGUC
This is a messenger RNA of Baudoinia panamericana UAMH 10762, 1840 nucleotides long. RefSeq lists its product as uncharacterized. The transcript is spliced from 3 exons. The record is from RefSeq and is a predicted model, not a curated record. The coding region runs from base 286 to 1635 and encodes 449 amino acids. Gene Ontology annotation, molecular function: protein binding. NCBI's taxonomy places the organism in Eukaryota, Fungi, Ascomycota, Dothideomycetes, Mycosphaerellales, Teratosphaeriaceae. Gene Ontology annotation, biological process: protein import into peroxisome matrix, docking. Gene Ontology annotation, cellular component: peroxisomal membrane; peroxisome; peroxisomal importomer complex.